Molecule: messenger RNA, 2255 nt
Organism: Episyrphus balteatus (marmalade hoverfly)
Lineage: Eukaryota; Metazoa; Arthropoda; Insecta; Diptera; Syrphidae
Gene: wda
Product: TAF5-like RNA polymerase II p300/CBP-associated factor-associated factor 65 kDa subunit 5L
Exons: 1
Coding region: 136-2157 (673 amino acids)
Molecular function (GO): RNA polymerase II general transcription initiation factor activity; protein binding
Source: RefSeq, a predicted model, not a curated record
AUACACAAAACAAAAGUUAAAGAGCCACUCAUUUCAUAUCUUCACAAAUUGGUAAAUAAUAAUACAAAUAAAUUCGAUUUUCUAACAAAACUAUUUUCUUAGAACCCCCCAAACAAAAACACUCCCAAAAUCACCAUGAACAGCAGCAGCAGCAGUAAAAAACACAAAUCUUCCUCAAGCGAAGAUCAAAAAAGUAGUAGUAAAAAAGCUAAAAACGAAUUUAUUCGUCUAGCAGUCUCCACUUAUAUGAAAGACAAACGAUAUGUUUCGACAAAAAAAAUACGCCGCACAGAUUUCAAUCUAUCCCAAGCUAAUAAGCAAUUUUUCUUUAACAAAAUGAUCAAAAAUGAUGCAUUUAUAAAUAAUUUCUUUUUAUUUUCAAAUGUCACAUGUAAUUCUACAAAUUACAAAUUUAUAAAUGAUCAAUUUAAGAAAUUUGCAGAUUUUGUAGAGUUGCAAAAGUUGGAGAUAAAAAUUCAACUUCGUCGAUUUUAUGGUCCAAUUAUAUGUCAUUUAUAUUUAGAAAUUUUAAAGGGAAGAGAGUCUUCUCAGGCAAUGGACUUUUUACGUAAUAAUGUUCAUCAUAUUCCUUCUGAUAAUGAUUCCAUUGGACGAGUUAAAACUAACUCUGAAAAUGACAAUAAUACUUCCACUAAUUUUAAGGGAAGAUAUUUCAUUAAUCUUGUCAAACUUUUGUUUGCCUGUCCAAAUCUUGAUGCGGCAGAAAAUGUCCGUGAAAUCAUAGCCUUUCGAAGUUCCAAAUUCGAAAUCGAUGUUAAUAUCGAUGCCAUUCAGAUUUUGAAUGAGUUUCUUAAAAAUCAUGCAAAUGUCAUGCUUUUAAGUACAAUCCAUACUUGGAUCCACAUCAAUGUAACUGAUGUCAAAGAUCAUAAGUCGGAUAAUAUGAUUUUUAUCAAAGAAAAAGAACGUAGGCAAUUGACUGAAAUGAAGCCACCAUUGCCACCUACGAAAGGGGUAAAAAAAGAACCUUUAGACCCAUCGAAGGGUCCACAGGCAAAUGUCUUUCAGACUGCUCUUAAAAAUAUAAAUCACAUAAUGUUGGAAAUGAAAAGGAUCCAACAGGAUUAUCCACAUUAUGUGAAAGUCUUUGAUCCUGACAAGUUCUUGACUUCGGGACAUUGUGAUAGAAAUCAAUGUCAUGUUGCAGCGGGAUUUGAUGAUUCUGUGGUAAAGCUUUGGCAACAUAGUAGCCAAAUGCUGAGGGGAAAAAAUGUAUAUACAAGUUAUAAUGAGUCCAUAUGCCCUUGGAAUGUGAAUAAUCAAUUCACUGAAGAGGAGGAAGAUAAAGAGGACUUAGAUAAAGCAAUUGAAGAAGACGAAUUCCCGGUUGGAAUGAAUAAUCAGGCUUCCUCCGGAGAGAUUCUUCUGCGAGGUCAUAGCAGAGGAGUAACUGAUCUUCGAUUUUCAUCCCACUAUCCUAUUUUACUGACAGUCUCAAAAGACGAAUCAAUGAGAUGUUGGUCAGCUAAUAACUAUAAUUGCUCUAGAAUCUACAAUGGCCAUACUAAUCCAAUUUGGUGUGUCAAUGAGAGUCCUAUAAGCUCUUAUGUUGCAACUGGUUCUAAAGAUCUUACAGCACGUUUAUGGAGCCUCGAAAGAGAUUUUCCAUACAUCACUUAUAUCGGUCACACUCAAGAUGUAAACUGUCUUGCAUUUCAUCCAAAUGGUAGUUAUAUUGCAACUGGCUCGGAUGAUUUUUCAGUUCGUCUUUGGUCAGUGGCAACUGGGAAAGUUUUUCGAGUAUUUUCGGAAUCAAAACAACCAAUUACUACGUUGGCUUUUAGUCCUGAUGGGAAAUUUUUAGCUGCAGCAGGAGAUGAGAGAAAAAUUCGAAUAUUAGAUUUAGCAGCUGGGCAGCAACUUUCUGAGUUGAAAGAACAUAGUACAAGUGUAACGAGUAUUGCUUGGAGUACAAAUGGUCAGCGAAUUGCAUCGGGGAGUAGUGAUGGAGUUUUGAAAAUUUGGAAUAUUCAUAAAUUGGAAGGAUUAAAUUUGAAAAAUGAAAGCAGUAGUACAGUUUCAACGACGACAAGUAGUACACCAACGCCAACAACAUUUUCUAGCAAUAAUCUUAGUCGAAUUUGUAAAGUUGAGUAUAAUGCCGAUAAUGUGCUUACAGUUAUUGGUAGAAAGUAAGAAAUGUUUAAUUUAAUUUUUAUUUUUUUUUAGGUUUAGUUUUUGACAUGUAUUAAAUUUAUUUUAAAUAUAAUUGUAGUUAAUUAAUUAAUAUACAA